This is a messenger RNA of Cryptococcus wingfieldii CBS 7118, 543 nucleotides long. RefSeq lists its product as hypothetical. The coding region runs from base 1 to 543 and encodes 180 amino acids. Gene Ontology annotation, cellular component: endomembrane system; membrane. The record is from RefSeq and is a predicted model, not a curated record. Lineage: Eukaryota; Fungi; Basidiomycota; Tremellomycetes; Tremellales; Cryptococcaceae. The transcript is spliced from 4 exons.
AUGUCCUCCUGGUACGACACCCUCACUUCCGCCCCAGUCAUCAUCGCGACCACCCUCGGCCUGUCUCUUGCUGCUGUCGUUGCUACACAGAUCAAAGGCCCCCAGACGCUCGCGCAGGCUCAGACCCAGGUCCAGGAAGUCAAGGCUAGUGUCAACGCUGCUGACGUGAAAGGCAAAGCUGCCCAGGCUGGUGCAUCCGUGAUGUCUGCUCCUUCUGCCGACCUCGCGCCUCCCAAGGACGACCCCAUCACCCUCGCCGACCUCGCCAAGCAUGACGGUUCUGACCCCUCGAAGCCCAUCUAUCUCGCCAUCAAGGGCAAAGUAUUCGACGUGACUGCAAAGAGGGAGAUGUAUGGGCCGGGGCGAGGAUACAACGUGUUUGCGGGCAAGGACGGGUCGAAGGGGCUGGGGAUGUCGUCGCUGGACCCUGGGGACGCUGUGGGGGACUUUUCUGGGCUGAACGAGACGCAGAUGAACACGCUGAACCAGUGGGAGGCGUUCUUCACGAAGCGCUACAACAUCGUCGGGCGGGUGGUGCAGUAG